GCCAAGGAGGGCCGGCACACCCCAAGCAGCCGGGCCAACAACGCAGCACAGCACAGCAACCGGCAACCAGCUAACCUUGAACCCGAAGCAGGGCGAGCCAGGCGGACCACGACGCCCAUGUCCACGUCUACGACAUGGUCACGAGCUGUAGAGGAGGGAGGGGGGCGCGACAUGAGCUGGCCCACGGCGCCGGUGCGGUAAGGUGCUGGUGGUGCGAAUCAUGUUGCUGUACUGUGUCGUGUUACAUACAUCUGUCCGCUAUGCUGCUUCUGUGUGUAUCUGGCUGCCGCUUCUAUUAAAAAAAAAAAA
Colletotrichum navitas is the source of this 309-nucleotide messenger RNA. RefSeq lists its product as uncharacterized. The record is from RefSeq and is a predicted model, not a curated record. NCBI's taxonomy places the organism in Eukaryota, Fungi, Ascomycota, Sordariomycetes, Glomerellales, Glomerellaceae. The transcript has a single exon. The coding region runs from base 135 to 299 and encodes 54 amino acids.